Aedes albopictus (Asian tiger mosquito) is the source of this 4156-nucleotide messenger RNA. RefSeq names its product mediator of DNA damage checkpoint protein 1. The record is from RefSeq and is a predicted model, not a curated record. Bases 248 to 4057 code for a protein of 1269 amino acids. Gene Ontology annotation, molecular function: protein binding. NCBI's taxonomy places the organism in Eukaryota, Metazoa, Arthropoda, Insecta, Diptera, Culicidae. The transcript is spliced from 7 exons.
GGCAGAAGCAAAACAGCAAAACAAACGUCCUGACUGGUCCUGAUCAAUCGUGAAAACGGAAAAACGAAAAAAAAAAACUGAAAACUAUUUUGAUUCGCUUUUAAUUUAAUGUCGCAAAUUUGAUUUCGUUAUCUCUUCAAUAGUUUUUAUUUUGCUCGAGUGCUUGAUUGUGAGUAAGUGUUUCCGUCAGAGGCAUAAAUGUUGCCGUGAAAAUCGUUUCUUGUUGUGUUUAAAAACCGUUCAAACGAUGGAUGAUCCCGCCUGCCAUAUGUACCUCAUUGCCGGAGACGACCGGCAUUUGCUGAGGGAGGGCAUAACCCUGAUCGGAUCCGCCGACAACGACCGGUACAGUUGCAUCCGACUCUCGGACAAGUCUAUAUGUGGCAAGCAUGCCGCCUUACGUUGGUCGCCCGCAACUCUGGACCUACAUGUGAUGGAUCUUUGCUCGCACGGAGGAACGCAGCUAACGGGAGGAUUGGAUCAAUCUACGACGACCCAGGAAAUUUCACCCCUCGAAUGGCACCGGGCAGCCUCCGACGGUGCCAUAGUUUUCGGAUCAUUCAAAGCCCGGUUCGAGAGUUCGGCCACCAGAACGCGGAAACGGUCGAUGUCGUUCUUUGACGAUUCGGCUGAUAUCGUCGAUUGCAGUUUAGAGGAAGCCCCACAAACUAAAUCACGAACAGAACCGAAGAAAAUCGUUCAGUCGAUUUCAAUACCCAGUGCCUCAGCCAGUCAAAUAAAGGACACUAGCUUCAUGAUCCCGGCAACGCAGCCUGCUGAUACUAGUACUACCACUCCCAAUGUCUCAAUCCGUCAGCCGGCGAAUGAUAGUCACACAGUCGCCGGUGGAGGCCCUGCAAACACUACCGAAGAUGACGACGAUUACAUGUUCUUCAUCCCGGAAACGCAGGAACAAGUCCAAACUUCAGUGGCCGAAGAAUCACAGAUCAUUGAACCCAUCAUUGGUCGAACGACCGCCAAAGAGGACGACGAUUUCCUACGCUUCGAGACUAUGGACGACGAGAACACGGGUGAUGGCAUGUUCAACAAUCCGUACGUCGAGCAGUCGCAGAAUCUGUUGCACAAUCUGGACGAAUCGUACAAGCGGGAUAUGGCCGGUGCCGAUCAGCGGAAGUCUAUUCUCCCCGAUCGGUCGGUUGAUUCGAUAUCGUUCCACGGUAAGCUUCCGGCCGAAACGACCGAUGACGAGUUGAGCAAGAUCGAGUGGAACGAAACCAAGAAUACGGAUCAGGAGCAGGAGCAAGAGCGCGAAGGAUCGGUCACACCGGAGCUGGAUUUCGAUAAACCUGUUGCGAGGGGCUCUGAUGUCCGCAAUCCAAUGCUGGACACGCUGCUCACCGAGGAACCACGCGUCGAGUCUGUCACUCCGGAUUUGGAGUUCGAUCGGAUAACGCCGCAGCAGAAGGAAGUGUCCGGAAAUGCUAGUAAGCUGUCGCUGAUGAAGUGUGUCAUCAGUCCAACAGCUGACCUUGAAAAAGAGCCCAAAGGCCAAGAGCAGUCGAUUACGCCUGAUAUGGACUUCGAAGAGCAACCGCCUGAAGAAGCGGAAAUUUCCCUCAACCAAGAAGGCGCGAACGAUCCGUAUGAUUUGGCUACUCAACCUAUUCUAGUUGAUAAGUUCGAGCCCGCAGCAACGUUCAAAGCCCCUUCAUCGUCGCCGUACGAUCUUCCGACGCAGAAAAUGCCGGAAGAAGAAAUCCGAGCUGCACGUCCUUUGAAGAAAUUGACAGUAGGGUUGAUCAAUCUAAAAUCUUCUAUGAAAGAUGUUUCCAUUCGGGCCAACAAACAGAUCGAGCUGGAUCCGUUUGAUUUGGUCACACAGCCACUUCCGAAAAACGACCAAGCCGAUAUAUACGAUCUGCAGACGCAACAUCUUCCGCAUUCAGCGGAUGACACUGUGCCUUUUGAUCUUCCACCGCCAUCUACCAGUAAGGUCAAACGGAAGUCUUCCACCGCACGUCCUCCACCAAGGAAAUCUCUGGGACAACCAGAUCCUUUCGAAAUAGCAACUCAACCGCUUCCUGUAGAGGAUCCUAAUGCCUUGUAUGACCUCCAAACGCAAGUCCUCUCCGAGAACGACCAAAAUGACACGAUUCCGCUGGACAUUCCCGCUCUGCCAACAACGGAUGACGCCUAUGACUUGCAAACACAGCCCUUGAUCGGUCAAAAUUCUGCCUCCAGCGUCGUUGGGGAUGAUGCUGACGAUGCCGAAAUUACCCAAAACUUCCGCCCCAAGGUCAACAGCACCUAUCGACAGUCCCUGCUCGUAAAACAACUAGAUCCCAUUGCGGAAGAUCGAGAGAAAGACAAGGACGACGCAGAUAUCUCUCCAUCUUCCAACAAGGAAAAUCGGGAGGAUGCUAACCCGCCGCGGGACCAGUCCAAAUUGGCCGCAGUCAGGCUCAAGUCGCGUAGUCUGACGCACAGCGAUAACAGCAAGUCCCACCUGGAUGGCGACGAGGAAUUGGAUGAGGAGUACUGCCUUGCCGCAACACUUCCCAUGGGGGACGGAAGUAGCAAAGAUUCCAGCGCUUCCGCGUCGGCUAAGGCUUCGGGCUCUAAACGAAGCAAACGCUCCGACCGCAAGCAAGAUAAGAAACCCGUGUUUAAAAAACCGGACACCAGUGCCGCUUCCAGUACGAAAAGUUCCCUUCCAUCCGGAUUCGAAACUCCUCGGUCCAGACAGAGUAGCACUAGCGGAACCGUUGAUACCGAUACUUUCGAUUUCAACACCCCUGAGCAUCCAUUCCUGGAUGUCGUAAAGAAGGAAAAAAUUCUGGCCAUUUCCGACAUGAUCAUGAGUCGCCCCUCUCGAGCGGAGAGUCUGGCUAAGCGGAACAAGUACAUUUUUGGCGACAGCUCGGACGAAGAUGAGGACCCGACGGCACCGGUGUUCCAAAAAGAGGACAGCAAAAUCCGCGUCAUGAAGUACGAUAAGGACGACAAUGGGACCCGCGAGGAAAAACCCGUACCUGUUGCUUCCGCAGCGCCGGAAAGACGAUCCAACAGGAGCAAGAAAAAGAACUCCCGAUAUUCGGAUGACGAAGAAGAAAAGCCCAAGACCAAAAUCAAAACGAUCAAAGAGUCGCCACCCGUCGUUCCCCCGAAACCAGUGAAGAAGGUUGACGAAUCCGUCGAUUAUGAACCCCCUGCCAAUAAGAAAACCCGAAAACGUAAGGCAGCAGAGGAGACACCUGCACCUGUAGUGGAACUACCCCCACCACCACCGCCGGCAAUAAAAGCCAGCAGUAAAUCGAAGAAGGCUGGUCCUUCUGCUUCCUCGGCAGAAAUUGAGGAAAAACCCGUCGUAGCUCCAAAGCGAUCCAAGAAACCGGUGGUGGAAUCGAAGAAACCUCCCGUCGUAGAAGUGUCCAGUGAAGAUGAGCACACCAAUGCAUCCGGAACCGACUCCUCCAGCAGCGGUACCCGGAAGUCAUCGCGGGCCAGCAAGCCGAGGCUCAUGUUCACCAAGAUGAGUCCGGAGCCGUACCGGCGGAUGAUUACCAGGGCCGGCGGUCUGAUAGUCGACCUACCCGAACUAGCUUCAGUCCUAGUAUCGGACCGUGUCUACCGUACGUACAAAUUCCUAUGUGCCAUAGCCAAGGGUAUCCCGAUCGUUGGCGAAGCGUACCUGGAAGCAACGAAAACGCACCGAGAUUUCGUUGACCCGUGGGACUACAUUCUGCAGGAUCACGAAAUGGAACGACGGUUCAAGUUCAAUCUUAAAAAGUCCCUUAGCUUGGCCAGGGAGGCCAAGAUAUUUCAGGAUUAUUCCGUCAUCGUAACACCCAGUACCAAGCCCCCGCCGGAAGAAGUUCAACUCAUUGUUAGCAGUGCCGGUGGUCGCGUGAUCAAGUUUCCGGCUCAGCAACCGAAGCACGCGGAGAAGCUGUUUGCCGUGUCCGACCUACAGGAUAAGGACUUGUGGCCCCGCUUUCGCGAGAGGUACCCCACGAUUGAGAUUAUCAGCACCGAAGGAUUUAUGCUGUCCAUCAUGCAGCACUACAAAAACUUCCGCAGCUAUCGGCUGACGUGAGGUGAACAUAUUUUAACUGUUGAUCCUAUUUUUCUCUCUUUGUAAAAACAUGCAUCUCUUUUUACUGUUGAAUUAAAAUCAGUCUCGAAAAAACAUUAA